Calidris pugnax (ruff) is the source of this 2095-nucleotide messenger RNA. RefSeq names its product NSL1, MIS12 kinetochore complex component (gene NSL1). Gene Ontology annotation, cellular component: MIS12/MIND type complex; kinetochore. Gene Ontology annotation, biological process: mitotic sister chromatid segregation. The transcript has 6 exons. NCBI's taxonomy places the organism in Eukaryota, Metazoa, Chordata, Aves, Charadriiformes, Scolopacidae. Bases 10 to 852 code for a protein of 280 amino acids. The record is from RefSeq and is a predicted model, not a curated record.
AGGCGGGAAAUGGCUGCUGGCCCGGCAUCGCCGUUGUUGCCGCCGCCGCCGGGGGAGGCGGGCGCGGAGCCGCCACCGCCGCUCAGCCCUGCCGCCGCCGCCGGCCGGCGGGACCCGCGGGUGCGGUGCUGCUCGCGGCGCAGCCUGAGCGAGGUGCUGGCGCUCUGCGCCCCCUUCGUGCGGGCCCUGGCUCAGGGACAGCCGGGCGGGCCCGCCGCCGAGGGAGACGCGCUCUGGAACUUCGAAACAGCGGUGCGGGAGAACGUUACCAUUAACGGGCAGCCCUGGGAGGAGGCCUCGGAGGACGCCGAGCUGCAGAGCAGUUCCAGCAUCAAAAUUCUUGAAGAUCAAUUUGAUGAACUAAUAGUAGAGACAGCAACAAAGCGUAAGCAGUGGCCUAGAAAGAUCCUGGUGCAUGCUGUCCAAGUCAUGAAAGCAGAGCAAGAGAUGUUGAAGCUCUACCAGCCUGUUGUAGCACCAGAAGAGAUAAAGUCACAGCCUUCUCAAGAUGCUUACAUCGCAGAUCUGAAGCAGGUGACAGAAAUGGCAUCCAAAGAGAUCAGUGGGGCAAUGAAGUCUCUCCCAGCGCUAAUAGAAAGAGCAGAAGGUUUUUCCCAAGCGUUAACUUGGCAACCAACCCUGGAACUCAGCAGGCUGCGGCAAGAAGUCUUUGCUGGGUACAAGGCAAAGGAGGAAAAUAAUGUCCAAAAUUUCAUAGCACCGGGAGAAGUCACACCACCAGACGCUGGUACCAGUAAAACUUGUGUUUUGCUAAAAAGAAAGCAAGCUGUAGGUUCACCAGAAAGAAGACGCUACCCACUCCGGCGGAGGAAAAUUGUUCUCAGCGCAUGAAUUUCUCGUAUUUUCAGUAUUCAGUAUUUUCAGACUGGAAACUCAGUUGUACUCUUGUUCAGUGUGCUCAGUCUUUUUUUCUUAAACCUUCAUCUCCCCUCUAAUUUUAGUGCUAUUCAUGGGAGCUCUCUAAAUUAUCUAGUCUUUGAUCCUCUUAAAUACUUCUAUUUUUACUGUGACGCUGAUGGUAUAUGAAAGCCUACGCAGAGCGGUAGCAUCUGAUAUCCAACAAGUGUAUUUGCUGAUCAACUCUUUUAUUGCAGCAUUUAGCUGGAGUCCUCGUGCUUUAUAAAGCAUGUGCACAUGCUUUAUGUAUGUGAGCAAUCUUUUAGUCAACGACUGAGUGCUCGUUUACAUUAAGCUUGCACCUUCAUUUAUUACUGAGUUGGGUGGCUAUUUUUUUUUUUUUUAAAUAAAUGAAAAAGAAAUUCACACCGGAGUAUAUUGAAGACACCAAAUUUGAUACAACAUUACAGUUUUUAGAAGACCCACACAGGCAUGUGAGGUUGGUCCCUGCUACUCCAUCCUUCCUGAAUUUAGGUCAACUGGGCUUUAUAGUCAUGUUUGUUUAAACUGGGAUUUUUAGUCGUCGUAUGUGUUUACUUGCACUGUGCUCUUCUGAACAAGGAUUUGACCAUCCACGUUUUACCAUCUGAUAUUUCGUUUCAUGUAAUGCAAUUAUGCAGUCUGGGGGUUUCCUGGACAAUAUUUCUACACAUUACAGGAUCUUGACUUGGGUCACAUACGCAUUUGUGAUGUUUGACUGUGCUUUAAAGAUCGGUAUAGGCUACCAGUAAAUGGUAUUAAGUUGAGCUAGCUUACUACUUUUUUUUUUUUUUUUCCUCCUUUACACAUGAGUACCUAGAGGAUUGCACAAAGUACUAAACUGAGCGUUGUGCCUUAACUAUUCCUGACUUUUUCUGGUUUAUGAUUGCAUGUGCUUGCAGUAAAUACUCGUGUCUAGUAUGUAACGUAUUUCUCACACAGUAAAUGGAGGGUUUUUUUUAGGAGCUUUAUUAAUGAAAUGUGCUGUGGUAAGAAGAUAGGUGCAACUUAACGUCUAAGAGACUGAAAAUUUUCAAGAAAACCUGAUAGGUUUUAGCACCAUUUAUUUUGUAAAGGUGAGCAUCUGUACUGAAACUUUAUAUAUUUAUCAUAUGUAAAUAUUUGUUUCCCAUCGCUCUUCUAUAUACAAAUGUGUGUUUUUAUACAAAGUAAAUAAAAUCAAUUAAGGAAGAUCAAA